Sturnus vulgaris (Common starling) is the source of this 2031-nucleotide messenger RNA. The record is from RefSeq and is a predicted model, not a curated record. NCBI's taxonomy places the organism in Eukaryota, Metazoa, Chordata, Aves, Passeriformes, Sturnidae.
AUGGCGGCGGUGGCGGCGGGCGCGGCGGCCCCUCAGCAGCCGCCGCCGCCUCAGCAGCCGCCGCAGCCGGCGGGAGGCGGCGGGAGCGGCUCUGGGGAGGCAGCGGGAGCCGCGGGUGGGGCCGGAGGCAGCGGCGGAGGUGCCGGAGGUGGCGGCGGCGCAGCCGGGCCUGCACCGGGCUCGGCGUCGGGCGGCGGCGCGGCCGCGGGCGAGUCGUGGUACCUGGCUUUGCUAGGCCUGGCCGAGCAUUUCCGCACGUCCAGCCCGCCCAAGGUGCGGCUGUGCGUGCACUGCCUGCAGGCCGUGCUGCCCCGCAAGCCCCCGCCCCGCAUGGAGGCCCGCACGCACCUCCAGCUCGGCUCCGUCCUCUACCACCACACCCGCAACGGCGACCAGGCCCGCGGGCACCUGGAGAAGGCGUGGCUGAUAUCCCAGCAGAUCCCUCAGUUUGAAGAUGUGAAGUUCGAGGCAGCCAGUUUGCUGUCAGAGCUCUACUGCCAGGAGAAUUCCGUGGACACGGCCAAGCCCCUGCUGCGCAAAGCCAUCCAGAUCUCCCAGCAAACGCCCUACUGGCACUGCAGGCUGCUCUUCCAGCUGGCUCAACUGCACACGCUGGAGAAGGAUUUGGUGUCGGCCUGUGACCUGCUGGGAGUGGGGGCCGAGUACGCCCGCGUGGUGGGCUCCGAGUACACCAGAGCUCUCUUCCUGCUCAGCAAGGGGAUGCUGCUGCUGAUGGAGAGGAAGCUGCAGGAGGUUCACCCGCUGCUGACCCUGUGUGGGCAGAUCGUGGAGAACUGGCAGGGGAAUCCCAUCCAGAAGGAAUCCCUCAGGGUCUUCUUCCUGGUCCUGCAGGUCACUCAUUACCUGGACGCUGGCCAGGUACGUGCCACGUUCCAGAUGGGAAUUUGGGACGGGGAGAAUUCCAGAAAAAAUCAGCCCUGCAACCCCGCGGACCUGUUCCACUGGCUGCCCAAGGAGCACAUGUGUGUGCUGGUCUACCUGGUGACAGUGAUGCAUUCCAUGCAGGCAGGGUACCUGGAGAAGGCUCAGAAAUACACGGACAAAGCUCUCAUGCAGCUGGAGAAGCUCAAAAUGCUGGACUGCAGCCCCAUCCUGUCCUCAUUCCAAGUGAUUCUCCUGGAACACAUCAUCAUGUGCAGGCUGGUGACAGGACACAAAGCCACGGCCCUGCAGGAGAUUUCCCAGGUGUGCCAGCUGUGCCAGCAGUCUCCCAGGCUCUUUUCCAACCACGCUGCCCAGCUGCACACGCUCCUGGGCCUGUACUGCAUCUCUGUCAACUGCAUGGACAAUGCAGAAGCACAAUUCACUACAGCACUGAGGCUCACAACCCACCAGGAGCUGUGGGCGUUUAUUGUCACCAACCUGGCCAGCGUCUACAUCCGGGAGGGCAAUCGGCACCAGGAGCUCUACAGUUUAUUGGAAAGGAUAAAUCCCGACCACAACUUCCCAGUGAGUUCCCACUGUCUCCGGGCUGCAGCCUUUUACAUCCGAGGCCUUUUCUCCUUUUUCCAGGGAAGAUACAACGAGGCCAAGCGUUUUUUGCGGGAGACGCUGAAGAUGUCGAACGCCGAGGACCUGAACCGCCUGACCGCCUGCUCCCUGGUGCUGCUGGGCCACAUCUUCUACGUGCUGGGCAACCACAGGGAAAGUAACAACAUGGUGGUGCCAGCCAUGCAGUUGGCCAGCAAGAUCCCAGACAUGUCCGUGCAGCUCUGGUCCUCUGCUCUGCUCCGGGACCUGAACAAGGCGUGUGGCAACGCCAUGGAUGCCCACGAGGCCGCCCAGAUGCACCAGAACUUCUCGCAGCAGCUGCUGCAGGAUCACAUCGAGGCCUGCAGCCUCCCCGAGCACAACCUGAUCACGUGGACGGAUGGGCCCCCCCCAGUCCAGUUCCAGGCCCAGAACGGCCCCACCACCAGCCUGGCCAGUCUGCUGUGAGAGCCUGGAAAACCCAGGAAAACCCAGGAAAACCCCAGGAAAACCCAGGAAAACCCCGGGAUAACCUGGAAA